Molecule: messenger RNA, 810 nt
Organism: Laccaria bicolor S238N-H82
Lineage: Eukaryota; Fungi; Basidiomycota; Agaricomycetes; Agaricales; Hydnangiaceae
Exons: 1
Source: RefSeq, a predicted model, not a curated record
AUGCUGCUGGAAGCACCUCCACGAAGGAAAAUCAAAGUUCACAUUCCUAAACCUCAUGUUCAUAGUGUUGGGAAGGGCAAGAAGCCCGGCAGAAGCAAGGGUCAAAGGAGAGGCCGGGCAGCAACCGAGUCACCGUCAGAUGAGGAAGCCAGGCCAAAGAGAAAGGAAGGGGUGGAAGAUCGGCAGUUCGAUGACAACAGUUGGAAGGAUUUGGAUGUGGACAAGCCGGCCAAGAAACGAACCGAACAGUUUUCUAAGGAUGACUGGACUCCUGAUCGGGAUGGCUCCGAUGACGAUGGAGAAGACUUGGACGUGGAGAAACCAACCAAGAAACCAACCAAACAGCAUGACGAACAUCGUGAGGAUGGCUCCGAUGAUAGUGACUCAGACUCCGAUAAUGGUCAAGAGAGGCCAAAGCAGGAUACUCUGACCGAGCCCACAGUGAAACCUAGCAGGGUCAACCCGACCUUGGAAGAGGAUAGAGACUCGGGAUCAGAUUUGGGCUCAGACGAUGCUACGAUCACUGUAGAUACCAGCCCCGAGCUUCAGCCUCGGUACAACGACACCCGGGCUCUCUCCCAUGAAGUACCAUCGGACACUGAGGUCUUGGCUGAUGAUACAUUUUGGGAAGCUGACCUGGGCUGUGGGGUGGAGUCGGCCGAUCGAGCGAAGAAGAGAAAAUUCACUGAUGAGGAGGAUACACCCUGCAAGUUUCCUCGGUUAGAGAAGGGUUACAAACUUGGCCCGAGGAGUGCCCGACCAGGCAAAGUCAAAUGCCGAGCUGCCUCAGCUGUUAUCCAAGCCACUGUC